Kuraishia capsulata CBS 1993 is the source of this 1233-nucleotide messenger RNA. RefSeq lists its product as uncharacterized. Gene Ontology annotation, biological process: rRNA base methylation. NCBI's taxonomy places the organism in Eukaryota, Fungi, Ascomycota, Pichiomycetes, Pichiales, Pichiaceae. The transcript has a single exon. Gene Ontology annotation, cellular component: nucleus. The record is from RefSeq and is a predicted model, not a curated record. Bases 1 to 1233 code for a protein of 410 amino acids. Gene Ontology annotation, molecular function: 23S rRNA (adenine(1618)-N(6))-methyltransferase activity.
AUGGAUAAUGUCCUAUCAUUGGACAUAAUUGAACUUGCGGCAGCCGAUGUGUGGCUUUCAAAGUUUUUGAGUGCGGGUUCUUGUGAUGAAAAACCGCGGCUGGAUCUUUCCACGCAUGAGGCACAAAGAGCUCUUACUGCAGCUGUUUUAAAGGCAAAAUACAAUAUCAUCGUUUCUUUGGACUCGAGACGAUUGUGUCCGGCGAUCCCCAAUCGUUUGGCGUAUGUCAGGUAUAUAUAUGACCUGGUGCUCUCUACCCAUGGAGAAGAACCUGGAGAGCGUAUGUGCGGAGUGGACAUCGGAACAGGUCAUGUCGCGAUAUAUCCACUGCUGGCUUGUUCGGAGUAUGCCGAUAUUAACUUUGUGGGAACUGAUAUUGACUUGGACUCUUUGAAUCACGCCUCGCAGAUAAUCCUAGAUAAUGGAUUCGGUAAUCGGAUCCAGCUCUUAUCAAGUCCCGAUGCGGAAACCAUAUUCUUCAAUAGUAUGUUUCCUGAUGGUAGUACCUAUUUCACCAUGUGUAAUCCACCCUUUUACAGCUCCCGCCAGGAAAUUCUCGAGAAGCGCUCUUCCAAAAAGACAGCCGCUUCGGCAUCAGAAACGAUGGCACUGGAUAGCGAGCUGAUUGCAGAUGGCGGAGAGGUUGGAUUUGUUUCUCGGAUGAUUGAACAAAGCUUCAUUUUUCGAGAUAAAGUUGUUUGGUUCUCUUCAUUAUUGGGAAAGAUGGAGUCUGUGGGUGCCGUCGUUGAUAUUCUUCGGCGAAUGACUAUAAGCAAUUAUGCCAUUCACGAACUGGUUCCAAGUGCUCACCAGGCUUCCACAAGAAGAUGGGUUGCUUGCUGGUCAUUCAAGUCAAUACGACCACCAAACGAACUAUGUCUUGCAAAAUCUCACAAGCUGAAGACUUUCAACCCGAGCCAUACGCAGUUUUUCUUUGAUGCUAAAAUCACGGAUAUUUCGUUGAUAUUACACCUAGUCAAAAAACUUGACCAAUGUGUGGUUGAGGAGGAUCUCAGGUGCCUGCAUUUGGUAUUUCCAGGGGAUAUUUGGUCAAGAUCGUAUAGACGAAAAGCCAAGAAAGACGUAGUGACGUUUGCUGAAGACGAUCGUUGUACUAUCAUUAUAAGGUUAUGUGAUGGUACUGUGGAGGUUUACUGGCGAUCUGGUAUUCAUUAUAAUAUAUUUGAGAGCUUUUGUGGCUGGAUCAAGCGAAGUGUUGGUGAGCUGCAAUGA